AUAUUUUAUUAGGUUAUAUGAUCUAAGAGAGGGAUCGGCCCGGUCGCCAAUUUUCCCUCCAAAUUCGAGAUAACCAACUAUCUUCUCGGUAUUCGGUAAUCGGUAUAUUGAAUGCUUUGCAGUCUGCUAGUCUUCGUUGUUCUCCUAUGGCUUUGUUCAACGUUGAACGUUCAUUUCAUUGUUAUUUUGCUUCACGUAUCUGACAGAUAAUCUAAUAUGUUAUUACAGAAAAUGUGGUAAUUUAAAUUAAACUGAUUAUUUAAUAUUCUCAACUGGUAUGAACCAAGAAAGAAAAAUGAGUGAACAAUUGAAAUUAAAUGGUCAAGACAGUGGUGACAUUGGUAUGAUCAAAGUUAAAGAAGAAGAUGAGUUACGUGAAACAAAAUAUGAUGUAAGUGUACAUGAACAUUUUAAUAACGCCGAUGAAGAAAUCGAUAUAUCAAACAUUGGUUUCUUUCCAAAAGAAUUGCUAUUGGAAGAACAGCGCUUAAAAGAAGAUCACACAAAAAAAGAUGCAGAAUCUUUGGUUAAUGAUUUAGAUGAAAAAGUAAGAAAAGAAAGAUUUCAAAAUUUACUCACACUUUUAAGAAAUAGUAUUAAAUUAUCCAAUCUUUUUGAAUCCAGAUUAAAAAAAUGUAAACUUCAAAUUAUUAAAAAAGAACUGGGAAAAGCUAAAAAAAUGAAAGAAAAUAUGCCAAGUCAUAAAGAUGAAUCGACCAAGAUUACAAGUAACCAAUCAAUUGAAGAUAUAAACGAAGAAGAGUAUUAUUUAAGCUUAUUUCAACAACCAAAAUUAUUUCAUGGGAAUCUUAAGGCCCACCAAAUUGAAGGUCUCCUAUGGAUUAGAACUUUGUAUGAAAAUGGUUUGAAUGGAAUUUUAGCUGAUGAAAUGGGACUUGGUAAAACUGUGCAAACUAUUGCUUUUUACUGUUUUCUUUUAGAAAUGGGAAUAACUGGACCAUUUCUUGUCAUUGCUCCACUAUCUACAAUUCCCAAUUGGCUGUCGGAAUUUUCAAAAUUUUCUCCUAAACUCCCUACUGUUUUAUACCAUGGUACAAUAGCCGAACGCAUUGAAUUGCGACCAAAGUUCAAAAACACUCAAAAAGUUAAUAACUUAAACUGUCAACCAGUUAUAAUAACUACUUAUGAUGUUGUGCGUUUCGAUAUAAAAUUUGUAAAAAAUAUUGAUUGGAAAUUCAUAACAAUUGAUGAAGGACAAAAAGCGAAGAACGCCAAUGCCCAGAUAUCCAAAUGUAUGCGUGAAUUUAAUUGUACCAACAAGCUCAUACUUACAGGGACACCUAUUCAGAAUGAUAUGUCAGAAUUAUGGUCAUUAUUGAAUUGGUUGAUGCCUAAAAUUUUUGAUAAACUAGAAGAUUUUAACUCUUGGUUUGUUAUUGAUAAGUUCUUUGAUUCUAAUGACAAAAUUGUUAAUAUGGCCAAAAAGGAUGAGUUAUUAGACAUCAUUCUUAAGAUAUUAAAACCCUUUAUUUUGAGACGGGAAAAAAUUGAAACUGAUCUAAAGCUCCCACCAAAGAAAGAAAUUGUUAUUUAUGCUCCACUUACAGAGACACAAAUGGAAUUAUAUGAAGCGACAUUGAAUAGACAAAUGGAUAUAUUACUGAAUAAACCUAAGGAUAGUGAAGAUGUUAUUCUCCAAGUAAAUAGUAAGAGAAAAUGUGUGGAAAGCAUCAUCAAAUACACUGAUCUUAACGCUAUUAGAGUAAAUAUGCCAGAAAAAGAUCCUGAACAUAGAAGUGUGGCUAUUUCAGUUCAUAUGCAAAACCCAUGUGUUCAAUUGAAGAAAAUUGUUAAUCAUCCAUAUCUCGUACAAAUGCCUUUAAUUCCGGGGGAAAAUAAAUUACUUGUUGAUGAAAACAUUAUUAAAGUUAGUGGUAAAUUUCAGUUACUUGAUGCUAUGUUAACAAAAUUGAAAAUACUUGGCCAUAAGGUGUUGCUAUUUUCAACAAUGACACAGUUGAUGGAUUUAAUUGAAGAAUUUUUAAUGUUUCGUAAAUUUUCAUUUACCAGAUUAGAUGGAACUAUGCGUAUUCAACAUAGGGUUGAUGCAAUAACUACAUUUAACAGUGAUCCAGAUUGUUUUAUAAUGAUUCUUUCGACACGGGCCGGUGGACUUGGCUUAAAUUUAACAUCAGCAGACACUGUUAUUUUAUUUGAUAGCGACUGGAACCCUCAAGCUGACGUACAAGCGCAAGACAGGUGUCAUAGGAUGGGCCAAACUAAACCUGUUGUUGUUUAUCGUUUUAUUUGUAAGAACACUUUUGAUGAAAGAAUAUUGACAUUCGCAACCGCAAAAAGAAAACUAGAAAAAAUGAUCAUUGGCAGUGGUUCAUUUAGUAGAACUACAGCACUUACCGUGUCUAGCAUUGAAGAUCUGAUGACUUUAUUGAAAUCAUCAGAAUACACUAAGAAAAUACAACCAAAUGGAUUUAUUCUGUCUGAUGAAGAAUUAGAUGCUAUUUUAGAUCGAUCUGAUAUGUACAAUUCAGCACCAAUGACACUUGCUUCUCAGACUGCUGAACACUUUAAAGUAUUAUCAAACUCUUAAAUCUUUUUUUAUCUACCAGAUUUUGUUAUAAGGAUUACUUAGUUAAAUGUCACUUUUAGUAUGUAAAUUUAUUUUGAUAAAAUGUGAAUUUUUAAUGUCAAAUAUACUUCAUACUAUCAUAAGAUAAUUUAUACUUAUUGUACAUGUACUUUUAUGAGUGCAUUAAAUUAAUAAUUAUUAUACUUAAAUGUUUAAAUAUAAAAUAAACUUUUCAUUUUCUCACA
Molecule: messenger RNA, 2793 nt
Organism: Myzus persicae (green peach aphid)
Lineage: Eukaryota; Metazoa; Arthropoda; Insecta; Hemiptera; Aphididae
Product: lymphoid-specific helicase-like
Exons: 17
Coding region: 278-2569 (763 amino acids)
Biological process (GO): pericentric heterochromatin formation; negative regulation of gene expression via chromosomal CpG island methylation; DNA methylation-dependent constitutive heterochromatin formation
Cellular component (GO): pericentric heterochromatin; nucleus
Molecular function (GO): ATP-dependent chromatin remodeler activity; ATP binding; chromatin binding
Source: RefSeq, a predicted model, not a curated record